Messenger RNA from Morchella importuna, 1116 nucleotides. RefSeq lists its product as uncharacterized. The transcript has a single exon. The record is from RefSeq and is a predicted model, not a curated record. NCBI's taxonomy places the organism in Eukaryota, Fungi, Ascomycota, Pezizomycetes, Pezizales, Morchellaceae. Bases 1 to 1116 code for a protein of 371 amino acids.
AUGUCCGUCCAUAAUCAGAACAGGCGGCCCUUCAAUCCAGCACUUCUCCCCUUUUUCAGCCCUCAGGCUAUUCUCCAAGAACUUUCGGAGAGUAAGAAGAGCUUUCUUCUGCGGCUUCCAACUGCCUACCUCCAAACCUCCAACAGCUCCCAAAAAAACAACCUUAUUGGCAAUAUUUCUAUUGGCAUGGAGCUCGAGAUGAUUAUUGUCAAUCUUACUCAAGCGACCUUGGGUCAACUGGCUAUGGAGGAGACAACUAUCUUUGAAGUUGUCAGCGACGCCAUGAACGCAGCGUCGAUCCAGACAGAUGUCUGGACCCAGUUUACUGGGAGUUACCCGAACCGUAAACGGUUCAUUGUCACUGACGAAAAGUCAGUCAGUGACAGUAUCUAUGACGAGGACGUGGGGGAGGAAAUCCCAGGAUACGUCGUCGAAAUUUGCACACCAAUCCUUCGCAAUCGAUCGUGGAAAUACAUCAUCCCCACGGUGAUGGAGCAUCUCGGGGCAAGCUUCGAUUGCCGCUUCAACUUCACGACUGGCCUCCAUGUCCAUGUUGGAUACGGAGAAGGUUGGGGCCUGGACCACCUCAAAAAGAUAGCAAAGGCUAUUGUGAUUUUCGAGUCCUCGAUGGACAAAUACCAUCCCGCCCACCGCCAGGCGGGAAAAAACUGGUGUCUCUCCAGCAACCGCCAUGGCGACAAUCUCUCCAGCUACACCAAGCUCGAAGCUAUCGAGCUUCUCGAAAACGCUCUCACACAGCGUGAGCUCCUCGACCUUAUCGGCCCCCACAAAUUUUUCAAGUACAAUUUGAAUGCGGUCAAGACCCAUGGAACCGUGGAGUUUAGGCAGGGAGACGCAGCAGUCACUGGAGAAAUGGCAGUUGAUUGGAUCGACAGAGUGGUCGGGUUCGUGGAGAGGGCCAUAAUCACUGACCACUCCUCGUUCCAAGGAUUUGCAAGGUCGGAGGACCCAAGGCACUCCUGCUCAAAGAAGAUCUUUGAGGAGUUUGGGGUGCCUUGGGUCGAGAGGAGGAGAAUUAAACCGAGAAAGGUUCCUAUGCGAGCCAGGCUCGAUAUGAAGCGAAGAAGGGUGUUCUUUGGAAGUAAGAACUGGUAG